Molecule: messenger RNA, 1390 nt
Organism: Eriocheir sinensis (Chinese mitten crab)
Lineage: Eukaryota; Metazoa; Arthropoda; Malacostraca; Decapoda; Varunidae
Product: protein SpAN-like
Exons: 10
Biological process (GO): proteolysis
Molecular function (GO): zinc ion binding; metalloendopeptidase activity
Source: RefSeq, a predicted model, not a curated record
UCUAUAGGGGAGUGAUGACAAAGGCCACGAGGGACCGGAUGGCAAAGCAGAAAUGAGAGAUCUGACACGAGACUUCAUGGAAACCAAUCCUAGUGUUGUGAACGGCCACCAAGUCUUUGAAGGAGACAUGGUCUUGACGGAGAGCCAGUGGCGAGCGGUCAGGGAGAGGAAGGCUCUUGCAGACCUCUCUGCGCGCUGGCCUGAACAGGGCGGCUUCCCCACCGUGCCCUACUACCUCGACACUACCGAUUCCGCCACUGUGGCUGCCAUAAAUGCAGGGAUUGCUCACUGGGAGCAAAACACCUGCAUCAGAUUCCAGCUCACGUCCAACCUCGCUCAACGGCACGUCAGGUUUUUUGAAGGGUCUGGAUGCUGGUCGUUUGUCGGCAUGCUGGCCCAGAAUGGACAAGACAUUUCCAUUGGAAGUGGCUGCAAAGAACUCGGCAUUGUCGCCCAUGAGAUCGGCCACGCCAUUGGGUUCGUGCACGAGCAGAGUCGCCCCGACCGUGACGACUAUGUGGUCAUCAAUUAUGGCAACAUCCAAACUGGCAAGGAACACAACUUCAAUAAGUACAGCACGUCAGUGGUCAACACCUACGGCAUACCAUACGACUACUCAUCCGACAUGCACUACGGUUCUACAGGCUUCACCAACAACGGCCAGACGACCAUCGCCACCCUAUAUCCCUUGGCGCAGGAGCUCAUCGGCCAGCGCACGGGACUCUCUCACAGGGACAUACUAUUGGCCAACACCAUGUACGGCUGCAUCGAUAAGUGGCUUGCUGCUUGCGGAGUGGACGCCGACCCCUGCCAGAACGGCGGGUUUUAUGGAGAAGGCUGCGCUUGUGUGUGUCCCUCGGGCACCUCAGGGGCCAACUGUGAGACGGUGACGGGAGACUACUACGACGAGUUGACGAAUCCCUGCACUGAGAAAGUAACUCAGGAAGGCACCCUCACCUCGCCGGGCUAUCCAAGCAACUACCCAAAGAUCCAGUGCGUCAAGUGGAUUGUAGCUCCCGCAUGCCACGUGCCCAGAGUGACCUUCUCAGACUUUUACCUGUACGGAGAGAAUCCCUACUGCGGAUCGACUACAGAGACGUGCUGCUACUUUGAUGGCCUGGAGAUCAGAACCGACAACUUGUACGACGGUGAAGUGUAUUGUGGCACGGACAUCACUGCAGGCCAGACCUUCACUGGAACCGGUCAAGAGAUGGUUUUAUACUUCAGGGCGAUAAGUAAUAAUAUUCGCAGGGGAUGGUCUGCCCAAAUCACCUUUGUGCCGCAACCGGGAUGCACAACCACCACUGCAGAAACCUCCACCACCACCACCACCACAGCAACAACAACCACCACUACAGAACCCACCACCACCACCACCACAGCAACAACC